Molecule: messenger RNA, 1048 nt
Organism: Sander lucioperca (pikeperch)
Lineage: Eukaryota; Metazoa; Chordata; Actinopteri; Perciformes; Percidae
Product: gastrula zinc finger protein XlCGF8.2DB-like
Exons: 2
Coding region: 1-969 (322 amino acids)
Source: RefSeq, a predicted model, not a curated record
AUGGACAGGACAGCUAGUGAUCCUGAGACUGGUGACAGUGCUGAUUGGAAGGAGACCAGAGAACCUCAGUCAGCUCUAAACUCUCUGAAACAUGAUUCAAGAUGUAAGAAAACAUUCAGCUGCUCUGAGUGUGGGAGAAGAUUUAGCUUCAAGUCAAAUCUGAAGCAACACAUGAUAACUCACACAGGAGAAAAGCCUUUCAGCUGCUCAGUUUGUAAGAAAAGAUUUGGCCUCAACUCAAUUCUUAAAAAACACAUGUUAACUCAUACAGGAGAGAAACGUUUCAGCUGCUCACGUUGUGAUAAAAGAUUUGGCAACGAGUAUAAUCUGAAGAAACACAUGAGAACUCACACAGGAGAGAAACCUUUCAGCUGCUCAGUCUGUAAAAAAUCUUUCUCAGAGAAUGGAAGUUUAAAGAAACACAUGAGAAUCCACACAGGAGAGAAGCCUUUCAGCUGUUCUGAGUGUGGUAAAGCUUUCACUGUUGGUGAAUACCUGAAGACACACAUGAGAACUCAUACAGGAGAAAAACCUUUCAGCUGCUCAGUCUGUAAGAAAUCUUUUUCACACAGUGGAGCUUUAAAGUCACACAUGGCGGUCCACACAGGAGAAAAACCUUUUAGCUGCUCAGAUUGUAAAAAAUCAUUUACACAGAGCGUAUAUUUAAAGGCACACAUGAGAAGCCACACAGGAGAGAAACCUUUCAGAUGCUCUGAGUGUGAUAAACAAUUUGGCCAGAAGGAACAUCUGAAGAGACACAUGAUAACUCACACAGGAGAAAAACCUUUCAGCUGCUCAGUUUGUGAUAAAAGAUUUGGCAACGAGUAUAAUCUGAAGACACACAUGAAAACUCACACAGGAGAGAAACCUUUCAGCUGCUCUGUUUGUGAUAAAAGAUUUGGCCUCAAAUCAACGCUUAAAAAACACAUGUUAACUCAUACAUGGGAAAAACCUCAGCUCAGCCUGUAAGAAAUCUUUUACACAGAAAGAAAAUGUAUAGAAACACAUAAGAACUCAUAUGGGAGAGAAAAGAUAUAGCUGCCCAAUG